AUGCCGUCAGAGCGACAUGUUUAUUGGGGCCCUUUGGCUGGGGGCAAUGGUGGUGGCGAGUUUACAUUUUUCAAGGAAAACAAGCCCUUUAGGCGGUUAGAUGUAUGGUACGGCAAAGGUUCGGGCCCUGCUGCCCCAUACACCGUUAUCAAGGGGAUUCAGGUUGCAUGGGACGGAGGAGAAGAACAACACACACAAAACAUACCUAAUGCUAAGGCUGCUGAUGAGGCAAACAUACUGCAUACUACAUACGUGUUCGGGAGCAACGAGGUUAUUGAGUGGAUGGAUGUCUUUGGGCACAACCCGGAUGGCCGCACUGAUUCCCUCAGCGCGGCAUACUAUGUGGACUCAAAGGACGAUCGGGAGACGAUAUUGAUCAACUAG
Penicillium waksmanii is the source of this 384-nucleotide messenger RNA. RefSeq lists its product as uncharacterized. The transcript is spliced from 2 exons. The record is from RefSeq and is a predicted model, not a curated record. Bases 1 to 384 code for a protein of 127 amino acids. NCBI's taxonomy places the organism in Eukaryota, Fungi, Ascomycota, Eurotiomycetes, Eurotiales, Aspergillaceae.